Messenger RNA from Lacerta agilis (Sand lizard), 455 nucleotides. RefSeq names its product cocaine- and amphetamine-regulated transcript protein-like. Gene Ontology annotation, biological process: negative regulation of appetite; positive regulation of MAPK cascade; G protein-coupled receptor signaling pathway. The record is from RefSeq and is a predicted model, not a curated record. Gene Ontology annotation, molecular function: neuropeptide hormone activity. Lineage: Eukaryota; Metazoa; Chordata; Lepidosauria; Squamata; Lacertidae. The coding region runs from base 59 to 388 and encodes 109 amino acids. The transcript is spliced from 3 exons.
UCUCUCUCUCUCUCCCAGCCCUGAGCUUUCAGCUUGUUCUUUGGGAUCCUUGUCCACAAUGGACCGCUCCCAAUUGGGCUCGGUGGCCUUCCUGCUCUGCCUGAUUUGGGCGGCACACAGAAGCCUCGCCACAGCUAGCCGGGCACCCCAGGAGUUUCCUUUCAAGCACGCCUACCAGGCGCACGAGAAAGAGCUGCUGGAUGAACUUCAGGAGGUGCUGGAGAAGCUGCAACAUAAGAAGGUUUCCACUUGGGAGAAGAAAUUCAACCAAGUUCCCAAGUGUUCCUUCGGUGACCUGUGUGCCGUCAGGAAAGGCGCCCGGAUUGGCAAGCUCUGCAACUGCCCCCGCGGAUCCGCCUGCAAUGCUUUCCUCCUCAAGUGCUUGUGAAAUUAUGGGAUUUCGUGCCACAUUUUCCCUCCCCACCUGUGUCGGCGACUUCCAGCUUCUUGCCUCA